GUUUUUGUCUGGAUACAGCGGAGUUCAAAGGGUAAAGGUUAAAGUUUGUCUGUGYAAACACCGGAACACGUGUUGGUGUUAAAAUAGCCAGGCUUCAGAUAUGGCUGCCAUGUACUCUGGUAUUCACUUGAAGCUCAAAAACCCCAAGACACCCUGGGUGGACAAACUGAAGCUUGCCCGUUUUGCAUGGAUUUCAUCACAGUGCUUACUUCCUAACAAAGAACAGGUACUCUUUGAUUGGAUAAGUCAUGCAUUGACAGGCUUUUACAGUAAGAAAGUGGAGUUGCCACAGGUGGUGGUGGAAGGCUUGUGGAUCUACCUGGAUGAUAUUUUGCACAGCAAAAAGCUACACAGUGUGUUGAGCCAAGGAAAAACCAUCAGCCUUCGUUUGGCAGUAGCGCAGGUUAUAAUUGAAAGGAUUCAGGAGUUUGCCUCAGGGACCUCCUCAGCGUCUGUCUCCACCGUGUUGAGCUGCUGUCAGGGCAUCCUUUCCUCCUCAGUCCUCUCUGUCACAUUCACCACUAAGUAUGAGCUACUGGUGGAGCUGUUGGCCAAGCUGUGUGCCCUGGGCUGCUCCAAGCUCAGUCAGCAGCAAGCCACAGAUCCCCUGACACCCCAGGUGUUUGAGGUCCUCCUCCUUACCCUGAGUAGCUACCUCGCGGUCCAAAAGCAGCAGCCCAACGCCAACCGCGUGUUUGCCCAAGUCACAACACACCUGCUCCAGCACCUCCUCCUACUCAGACACCUACUGACUUCCAGGGCCUGGAUGGCCGAGGAUGACCCUCGUGUCCGCCAGCACCUGAGUAGGGACAUCCGUGGGAAAGUGGACACCAUCCUGCAGUCUGCUCUCUUCCUGCCAGACCACCUCCAGGCCUAUAAGGAGGAGCUCCUCUCAAAGGAGGAGCCAGGGAUGAAGAAGCGAGCAGCGGGGAAAGGCCUACUCUCCCCAGUCAACUCGAUACUCUCAAAGCUUUGUGCACAAGGGUACUGUGACACUGAUCUCCAUUUUGCGGUCAGGUCGAGUUCCCUCCCACUGCUCUUCAAGUUCUCUCUGGAUGCCUACUGUAAAGGAGGAGAUAAUAAAGUACUCUGCUUUCACAUGUUAACACAGUUAAUCGCUGCCUUGGAUUUCACAAAUGAGGUGACUCUCAAAGACCUGUUUGAUGGGGAAAACUGGAGCUUAGCUCUGCUGACUUUGGAGAACCUCUUGAAUUUAUGCUUGACGGCAGACAUUUACAAUGUGGCGGCUGACAGGAUAAAGUACAAGGAGGUUCAGUUGAUUUUCUACAGGAAGGUGGUGAAGCUGUUGUUGAACAAUGCCCAGCCCAGCAUAUCAGCAUGGUACCGCUGUCUAAAAGCCCUGCUCAGUCUCAACCACCUGAUCAUAGAGCCGGACCUGGACGAGCUGCUGUCGGCAGGAUGGAUUGAUUCCGACUGCACAGAGCCACGGGUUAGGAAGGCACGCGAGGCCCUUAUCUCCUCUGUUCUCCAGAUCUARGCCAAGCUGAGGCAGCUCCCCAAGCUCUUCGAGGAGCUCCUGGCUGUCAUCUGCCGCCCAGCAAUGGAUGAGCGCCGACAGCCCGUUCUCCCAGAGGCAGUGCAUAGGACGCUCAGCACAUGCCUUCUGGACAACCCCACCAGCCAGAGUCUGGAAAUAUGCUGCCUCAUUUUAGAGAACSUAACAAGCUAUGUACUCCCGGAUCUGGAAGGAAACGGAGACAUGUCCCUGAAGUUGUUCUCCUUGAGUGUGCUUUUGUACUCUGUGUUGUUCAGCCUGAAAACUUUGGACAACAGCACACCAGUUCCUGUUGUGAGGCAAACCCAGGCUCUGAUGGAGAAGAUGCUCCAGGUGGUGAAGCCAGUGCUGCAGCUGGCUGAAGGCCAGGCCCCAGACGUCCCUGGGUGUCAGAAAGUCCAAGAUGCAGGCCUUCUGCUAAAGUACACUUGGGUGGAGGUGGACACCCUCUUUCAGAUUCACUGUACAAAAUACACAUCUCCAGCGGACCCAGCUAGCGUUAACAUACUAGACGACAUAGGUAUUCUCUCUGGUGUGAUGGCGACAGGUGAAGAUCAGGCCUCUCCCAUCGACCAGCACUGGAGCCCCAUGACCCACCUCCUGCAAAAACUGCUCACUCUCCAACAAAUGAAGAAAGUUAUCCUAAGCAAUGAGCUCUUGGCACAGACUAGAGCUUCAGAUGUCCUCCGCAGAGCAGCCCAGUACAUUGUGGGGAGAGGAGCCCCUCAACUCUGCCAGCAGAGUGACCAGCUAUGGGACCGUCAGGUCAGUAGUGUGGAUGCCAGCACGUACCCAGUGGCACAUUGGUACCUCGUUACCACAAACCUACCAAUGAUCUUGCCAUUCCUCACUGAGGACGAAGUGUGUCAUAUAGCUGAUGUUCUCCUCAGCUCCRUACUUCAGAAGACACCAGAUGACACCACUGAGAGGCUGUCUGUCUCUCUCAUUUCCAAAGAUCUGCUUGAGAGCCUUGUUCUUGUCGAGUUACCCACUAUUUACUCUGCUGUUGUCAGAUGUGUCACUCAAAGGAUUGUGGGGAUUCUCAGCGGCAUCCCAGACAUGGCCUCUGUCUGUCCUGCACUCAUGAAGUUGAGUGAAGUAAGCUGUUCGACAGCUGGAGACAAAGGAAGUGCAGUAACUCAGUCAGAUGGUGAUGUCAGUGAAUCCCAUUCUGCUUUGAAGAGACUGGAGUCCAUAGCCCAACACAUACUGAACUCUAGUACGACCGGAGCCUCUAUAACCCUAUCUCAAAGUCAAGCCGAUAACCUUUUAAGCUUACUUCAAGUCACCAAUGCUCUUAACCCAGAUGGAAUGUCCUCUGAAGACUUUUCAGGGCUCUUUUUACUUUUAUUCCUCAUGGUCACAGACACACAGCUACAUAAUGAUGUGAAGCCUGCCGUAACAAUACAUCUGCUGAAUCAGCUCUUCAGUCUCAUGGGGUUGCUUCUGGCAGGGAAUAAUUCCCAUCAUGUUUUAAAGAUUGUGCAUGGGAGUAGCCUCRUGGAGGCAGCUUUGACAGCUCUCUUUUCACACAGCAAUAAGGGCCACUUUCAAACCGUGGACACCUCUGCUUGGCUGACUUUCCUAAAAACCGUCCAGGAUUUCAUCCAGUCCCUGAUCCUAUUGAUAAUCCACAGAAAGAGCAGUGUCCGCCUUAACCUGGAGAAAUUCACCACCUACUUGGUCAAUAGCGAGGUGGCCGUUAUGGCUUUGUCUUCUCUCCCAGGAAACAUUGAAACAGGGGGCCUGUUCGCCGUACAGCUCCUGCUUGCGUCUAUGAACACACUGUGCCAGGCCAUGACAUCCAGCCUCAGGACAACCAAGCAGCUAGCUGAGACCCUGAGUCAAUUACUGGGGAAGACCACUGCUGUCAUGGGCCCUGCCAUCCAGGCCAGCCUGAGGGCUCAGACAGGCAGUSUACUAGGCCAGGCCUUCUCCGUGGAUGUGGUGACCGGGAUGUUGAGGAGCGAGCUGGCCUGUGCUUGCCCCCAAAAUGAGCCUAGCGAGGGCAUCACACAGGAGAGUCUAAGCCACAUGGGCAUGUACAGGAGCUUCAGCCAGCAGAUUCUCAGAGAGCUGUGCCCAUCCCAGCGCCCUAUGGACUUCCUGGUCUCGUCGCUUCACUUCCUCUCAGCGUACUACGCUGCUGCAGAGAUMACCAAAGCCCUAGGUCAGGAGGAGCUCUUUGUGGCAAUUCUGCAGAAUGUCCACAAACUGCUUGCAGCCCCAUGGCUGUCAGUAUCAGAGGUGAGGUCCCUGGAGGAGCCAGUAAAGGAGCUUCUGGACCAGCUGCUGGUCAGGUGUACCCCAGAACAGUUCCACCUUCUCCUGCUGCUGCUCCGAGACGGACUGGAUACCUCCAAGUUCAGGAGUGGCUGUCAUAGGGAAGUCCUUUCAACUGUGACGAUAACGAAGUUGCUUGCCAGCGGCCUGCUUCCAGAAACCUGCUUUAAGGCGUUCUGGCUCAUUGCACCUCAGAUCAUAUCUGCCUUAGUAUUUCUAGUGAAGGAGGCUGGCAAGGAGCCAACCCUGACUGCUGCUCUGACCGUGCCGGUGUUGGACACUCUGACAGCCAUGCUCCGUCAGGGGGAGAGGAUGCUCUCCAACCCCCACCAUGUGACCAUGGUGCUGGGGGCCCUGCAGUUUGUCCCCCUUGAGCACCUGACGAUGGAAGUCUACCACACUACCUUUGAGGCCAUUCACGAGGCUCUGUUUGCAGUCAUCCGGUGUCAUCCGCAGGUGAUGCUGAAAGCGGCACCGUCUUUCCUCAACUGUUUCUACCGCCUGGUGGUCUCCAUCAUGCAUGAGGGGAGACAGAAGGGCGAGGCCGAGAGAGCCCCUGAGAUCAAUGCGGAGGUGCUUUUGAAGUGUGCUCGUCUGGUGGAACGCAUGUACUCCCACAUCGCCACCACAGCCGAGGGCUUCACUAUCCUCUCCUCCUUCAUGGUAGCACAGUACGUCAGCGAGCUACAGAAGGUUACUCUGCAACCAGACAUCAAGAGCCACCUGACAGAGGGAGUUUACAGGAUCCUGGACCUCUGUGUUGAGCAGGACGUUAAGUUUUUGAACAGCACCCUCCAGAUGGGUGUCAGAGAGGUGUUCAACGAUCUCUAUGGCAGUUAUACUCAUUACCAUAAAACCCAGCGGCAAGGAGAGGAGAAAUACACAGCCUGACACUCUCCUCUACCAUCUCGCUUUCCAGAAAUACUUUUUCUUUAUAGCAGCCAAGUUUUUUUCUUAAACAACUGUUUAAACAUGUAAAAAAAUAAAACACAAAAAAUGUUUGUGUGUUGGUUUAGUAGUGGGACAAAAAAAAGGUAAUUGACAACAAAUUAUGUCUCAAGUGUGUUUAUUUGAAUACCUUGUUUGGUCUUUCUUGUAUUGAUGGCUAAUGUACUGUAACUUUAGACUAUCCAAUUUUCAAGAUUUGYUUUACAGUGCCUUCAGAAAGUAUUCAUACACCUUMACUUAUUAAAAAUUGUUACAGACUGAAUUCAAAAUGGAUUAAAAUGUUUUUUCGCUCACCAAUCUACACASAAUACCCCAUGAUGACAAAGUGAAAACAUGUUUUACAAAAAUAAAUCAAAUAUCGUAAAAAUAAAA
This is a messenger RNA of Salvelinus sp. IW2-2015, 5119 nucleotides long. It is a transcript of the gene urb2, whose product is annotated as URB2 ribosome biogenesis homolog. Gene Ontology annotation, cellular component: nucleolus. The record is from RefSeq and is a predicted model, not a curated record. Gene Ontology annotation, biological process: ribosome biogenesis. Lineage: Eukaryota; Metazoa; Chordata; Actinopteri; Salmoniformes; Salmonidae.